Messenger RNA from Coffea eugenioides, 990 nucleotides. RefSeq lists its product as uncharacterized. The transcript has a single exon. Lineage: Eukaryota; Viridiplantae; Streptophyta; Magnoliopsida; Gentianales; Rubiaceae. The coding region runs from base 1 to 990 and encodes 329 amino acids. The record is from RefSeq and is a predicted model, not a curated record.
AUGACGACGGUCUCCCCAUUUAGUGCUUGCCUCUCAGGAGUCACGAAAAUUCCCCUAAUUAUUUGUCAUUCAAACCUAGAAUCAGCCCUUGAUGUCCCCUCCUCUGAUCUAAAUCACUUCCCAUUUUGUAACAGUGGCUAUUAUGUUGACAUCAUAUUUCAUUGCACCUGUCUGUAUUACGUCAAGGAUAUGUUUGACAUGCACAUAUUUAAUCCAGCAUUUAGAGAAGUUAGGCUUACUCCUCCUUGUCCCUGGCACUUGGGACACUUUAAAGAGUCUAUGUAUGCCCAGAUUUUGAGGGGAUUUGGUCGAGAUCAUGAUAUUAAAGAUUACAAAGUUGUUAUAUUGGUUGAGAGCAAGUUUCAUGUAACUAAAUUCAUUCUCUAUUUAAAGCUUAUGCAUAAAAUCUCAGUACUAACCCUUGGAGAGAGAGAGAUGCCAUGUUUCCAGUUUUACGCGGUCCAGAUUACAGUGUGUUACUUGAUGGACGAAUGCAUUGGAGCGGAUUUGAUAGAGCAGCAAGCGAAAAAAGUGGAAUUUUCUUUCCAAACGAGCAGUGAAGUAGUCCAAAACAUAGGAUUGCCUGAUGCAGCAGUUGUGGACGUGAUUAUUCCUCCUUAUCUUGAUCUUCCAAAAGAAUCCCUUGCCUUAAUCUCAACAUGGAGGAGAAAUGGAGAAGAUUAUACAGAUAUAUGGGUGAUGAAGGAAUAUGAUGUUAAAGGGAUCAUGGACAAAAAUGCACGCAUUCGAUUGAACCUGGACUGGAGGGAGAAUGAGCUCCCUGUGAGCAGACCCUUCCGAGAACAGUUGAUUUUGCUACCCCUGGCCAACAAGAAGUGUGAUGUUUCUGUUCAGUAUGGCCCGUGUCUGGACCUUGUAGUUUUCAAGGAAAGCUUGAUCUCAAUCAAGAGAACAAGUGACCAUCUAUUAGUUUCUUCUUCUCCUAUAGGCCAGCCAUUUUGUUUUUCAAAGCAAAGUAGGCCUUGUUAA